AUGGAGAAGGACUAUUCCCUGCCUUAUACACCACAGUUUGCGCAGUGCAAGGACACUAUCAGGGAGUUCUAUGAAGAAAGUCUUAAUAAAUGUUGCAGUCGGUGCCCUCCUGGUCAAUAUGAGUUACAGAACUGCACUGACAGAAUAGACACAAAAUGCAGUCCCUGUGAACUUAACUCGUAUACAGCUGUCUGGAAUCGGUCUCCUCAGUGCUUUGCCUGCUUACCACCUUGCAGGAAAGGUUUUGUGCAGCUUCAGGCGUGCACAGAAUCACAGGACAGAAUCUGUAGCUGCCCACCCAAUGAGUACUGCAUUUCAAAAAUAUAUGACCAGUGCGAAAUGUGCAGAGUGCAUAAAAAGUGUGGAAAAGGCUACCGAGUUUCCAAAAGAGGAACAGACAGCACAGAUACAGAAUGUGUACCUUGUCCUCCUGGAAAUUUUUCAGAUGAGGAAUCUUACAGUACCAGCUGUAAGCCUCAUAGAGUUUGUAAAACAGUGGCUAUUCCAGGAAAUCGCACGCAUGACACUGUUUGCAGUGACUCAGGAGUAGUGUUAACCACAGCUCUACCUCACACUGCUGUGAAAACCAUCCUGACCCAAAGCUCAAAUUCUGACAGACCUGAAAUAUUAACUCGACCUGUCGUUCUAAGUGCUGCACCUGAUACGUCUUAUAUCAUUGGCUCAGUAGCAGGGCCAUUGGUAUUAAUCGUGAUAAUUGCUGUUUUGGGAUACUGCUUAGUCUCUCGUAAAAAAAGCACUUUUAUAUUCUCCACCAAUUGGGGAAGCAGAUUUGGUGAGUGUGACUCAUUCAUUCCUUUUCAUCUUCUCCGUUUCUCUAACAGUUAUAUAGAAAUCAAGCCAUCUUACCUAAUUAUGAAAAAGCUAAAACUGUACAUUUUUCUGCAAAUGUUCCAGCCUUUUUCGCCUGCAGAGAAGCAGUGUGAGAAAAAAGUAAGAAAUACAGGACCACAGAAGUCCAGUAACUCUGAGCAGGAGGAACAGCAUCUCUUGGAAACACCAGGCUCAAGCAGUAGCUCGCUCAAUAAUCCAGCUGGUGCCUCAAGGAUCAGUGUAAUAAGUAAUAAGAACAACGAAAAGAAAGAAGUGGAAGGGCUUCAGCAGCAAUAUUCAGUCACAGAAGGUUGUAAACUUCACAGCGGAGACAGACACAACUCUGCAAGUUCAGAACACUCUGGUAAUGGAGGAACACAGGUGAAUGUGACUUGCAUUGUUAAAGUAUGUAAUUCCGACCGCAGUGCGCAGUUCCCAGAGCAGACUAGUUCAACUAGCAUGGAUUAUGGAAAUGCUCCCCAUUAUUCUCCAACAGGGGAAGAAAUUCCUCUUUCAAAAGAAGAAAACCUCUUGCAAAAAGAAACUGAAAUUAAGAUCUCAGUGGAAACCGAGGAUGAUUUACUUCAAGACCUACUUCCAGAAGAAAAGACAUUUCCCCUGGGUAUUCAAGAUGUGGGGAUGAAGAUUAGUUAAAGGAGAUUACAGAUCAAUUAU
This is a messenger RNA of Tinamus guttatus (white-throated tinamou), 1506 nucleotides long. NCBI's taxonomy places the organism in Eukaryota, Metazoa, Chordata, Aves, Tinamiformes, Tinamidae. The record is from RefSeq and is a predicted model, not a curated record.